This is a messenger RNA of Electrophorus electricus (electric eel), 945 nucleotides long. NCBI's taxonomy places the organism in Eukaryota, Metazoa, Chordata, Actinopteri, Gymnotiformes, Gymnotidae. The record is from RefSeq and is a predicted model, not a curated record.
AUGGGAGUGCAGGACAGUGGUGGCGGUGGGCAGGAUGGAGCCUUGGUCAACCACACCACCAUCAUCAUCAUCAUGGCCUGCAUUUCCUGGUGCGGACGGAGGCCUCUGGUGGGCGCGCCAGGCAGGUCUCGUAUCGCAGGCGGGGCUCUCGCGCCAGCGGGCGCGUGGCCUUGGCAGGUGAGCAUCCAGCGGACGUCCAGGCACGUGUGCGGAGGUUCUAUACUCAGCCGUCGCUGGAUCCUCACGGCCGCGCACUGCUUUGACAAAAACAGGGACACCUCACGGCUGGAGGUGGUAGCUGGCCUGUCCUCACAGUCAAAGCAAGGCAGGACAGUCCAGCGGCGUCCCGUGGAACGUAUCGUCAUGCAUGACGACUACGACCCGUCGUACUACGACUACGACGUGGCACUGCUGCGCCUCCACUCCGCGCUGUACUACUCCCCUCACGUACAGCCCGUCUGCACCCUCCAGAGCCAGUUGGAGGAACGAGAUCUCAACUUCAGCUCCUGUUACAUCAGCGGUUGGGGCAGCACCACGGUGGACGGGAACGUGGUAGACAUACUCCAAGAGGCCGAGGUGGGCCUCAUUGAUACCAGACUGUGCAACCAGAGACGCUGGUACAACGGCCACGUCAGUGACAACAUGGUCUGUGCUGGCGUGGAAAGCGGGGGUGUCGACACAUGUCAGGGUGACAGCGGCGGGCCGCUGUCAUGCUACAGCGAAGACACAAAAAGGUUCUACAUUUAUGGUGUGACCAGUCACGGAGAAGACUGCGCCUUGCCAAGGAAGCCAGGGGUAUACAGCCGCGUCAGCAGCUACACAUCAUGGCUCGACGGGAUCCAGGAGAGGUCCGUGGGCUCAGACACAAACCCCACCACUGCACACGUCGUCCUUGCCUUGCUCUGCUGGGGUUGGAGCCUCGUCUCGCCCUGGCUGCCUCUCUGA